AUGGGACCAGCAGGCUUGACCAUUAGAGCAAAUAUGGAUUCAGAAGAUCUAACUAAAUCAAGAGUAGAGUCGUUCCUGAGACUAGCUGGAGAACUGAUCCCUGUUGCAAAAUCUUCCUUGAGAGAUGAGGAUGAGUCAAGUAAAUUGAAGUUCAAUAAAAGAUAUUGCCUCAUUGGAGAUGGCAUUGGAGACUUAAUAUCUGUUUGUGCCUACUUUGAAGCUGAGCUAUGGAUAGGAUGGAGAGUAAUGAAAGGCACAGGAUUCUAUGAUAAGGAUUUUACCAUCGAGCCCUAUUCACAUUUUAAAGUAAGGUUCAACUUUUCUGCAUCAACAUAUCCAGCAGAAAUUGCAUAUGAAGGAGCUUUGCAACUGUUUGACAUUAAACUCCCAUUAUCCUUAUCAUAUGGAUAUGAUUACAUGUGCCUUGGAGCUGUAUUCUUUUCUCAAGGAUCAUAUUUAGAAGCUUUUGCAAGAACAAAUCUGUUGCAAUGCCAAAAAUCUAUUAGAAACAGUAGCCCUUGGGAUUGUGACAAAGUAUUAGCCACGACAUCAAAUUGGACAAAGAUAAGAUUGAUCAACCCAAUGUUUCUGGAUAUAGAUAACUAUCUCUGCAUUUCACUAUAAAUUUGCUUGACUUAAGC
Messenger RNA from Moneuplotes crassus, 641 nucleotides. NCBI's taxonomy places the organism in Eukaryota, Ciliophora, Spirotrichea, Euplotida, Euplotidae. The record is from the annotation of a GenBank genome assembly.